Molecule: messenger RNA, 534 nt
Organism: Sordaria macrospora k-hell
Lineage: Eukaryota; Fungi; Ascomycota; Sordariomycetes; Sordariales; Sordariaceae
Source: RefSeq, a predicted model, not a curated record
AUGACCACCAACCCUAACGAGCCCGGUGCCCCCCUCUACUCCCAGGCCGUCUCCCAAGACGCCGGCGAGCCUGUCACUGCCGAUGAGAUCGAGAAGGCCCCCAAGACCCUCGGCUCCCUCGAGAAGGAGAAGAACGAGAAGAAGGACACCCAGACCGAGAGCAGCAAGGACGAGAGCAAGAAGGACACCUCCUCCUCCAAUGACCAGUCCUCUGAGCAAAAAGAAAAGCCCUCUGGCCUCCUCUCGAGCGCCACCAGCACCGUCACCGGCGCCGUCGGCAGCGUAGCCAGCGGCGUCACCAACACUGUCGGCAACACCACCUCUUCGGUCGCCAACACGGUCGGCGGCGUUGUCGGCGCUGCUUCUCGCGGCAUUGGCGAGACCAUCACCAGCGUCACGGGCGGCCUCGGCAAGCCUGUUGGCGAGACCAUUGCCAGCGUCGGCACCAGCUUCGAGGGCGCUGUCAGGGGCAACAGCGAGGAGAAGGACGACAAGGAGACUAGCUCGGACAACAAGAAGGAGGAGAAGAAGUAA